AUGGCAUCUAACAAAAUCUCGUUCUUCUUGGUUCUUUGCCUAUGUGUUCUCUCAAACACAGAGUUUGGAGAAGCACAAAACCCAACGGGAAGACCAUGCCCAGAUCCACACGGUGCGGACAAAAAUAGUGAAUGUGCUAUUUACUGUACUCGUCAAGGUUUUCUCGGUGGUUCUUGCCAAGGCUACACAGGCCAUUACAUGUGUGAAUGUUAUGAAGGAUAAGCUAAUAUCUCGCUGAUUCAAAUUUCUUCUCCUAUCUAAACAUAGAUCCUCUUGGAUACUUGUUUUGUCAGUUUCUUAUCAAAAUAAAAUUAAU
Molecule: messenger RNA, 316 nt
Organism: Eutrema salsugineum
Lineage: Eukaryota; Viridiplantae; Streptophyta; Magnoliopsida; Brassicales; Brassicaceae
Product: putative defensin-like protein 33
Exons: 2
Coding region: 1-222 (73 amino acids)
Source: RefSeq, a predicted model, not a curated record